AAUAUACCAAACAGAUCAUAGAAAGCCAGCAGUUGAAAACAAAGCAAAAACUCCAAUCCAAUGCAUACAAACUGUACACUUGUUGCUUACAACUCUAUAUUCAACGAAAAGCUCACCAAAUGGGACCUCACAAAUUGCUCAUAGGAUCAUUUUUCCUUGCUUUCGAUCUCUCCCGUCAUUUUUUUCAUGUUAUUUAUCUUGUUCUCAUCGAAGUCAUUAACUCAUCUUUUUCUCUCUCUAAAUUAAAAAAGAGACGGUUGAACACAAAGUGCAUGAAAAGAUCCGAUUUCCAUUUUCUCUACCCCUACUUAUCUAUCUAUGAUCCUAAUUCAUUCCAUGCCCUAUGAUCCUAAUCCUUUUCCACACUCCAACAAACAAAGACAAAAACUACCCUUUACCCAAUACUAGUACUCUCAAAGCUAUUAUUAUAAACAAAAAAAAACAAAAAGAACUACAUCAAUUGUCUACUGAAUCUAAGAGUUUUGGUGAAAAUAAUUUAGUUGAUAUAAAUAUCAUAUUUUAUAUGUAGUAUUAGAAUUUGAAUUAAGAAUACCCUAUUUGAAAUUCAAACUUACACUUCAGCCUAUCAAAUUUUUUAUAGUUUUUUUUUUUUACUGUAUGGAGUGUAAAAAUAUAUUAGUCCAGAAUCCAAGAAAAAUGAACUGGCCAGCACUUAGGAACAAAAACUUGAUGAAAGCACAGUAGCAGCAACUUUAGAUUAACACUUUCAGUUGUUGAAGUUCUUGUUUCACUUCAAGAGCUACCUCAACUCAAACCCAUUCAUUCUUCACAUUUUCAUAUUCAACAAAGUAACCAACCUUUUCUUCAUAUAUGUAUGUUUAUUUUUGUUAAUUAUUACUAUACUAUACGCACACGUGGAAAUACGAGUAUAAUAUACGGUAUAAUAUACCAACUCAAAAUAUGGGUUGCGCGGCGUCUAAACUCGACAACGAAGAAACGGUACGGCGGUGCAAGGAGCGCCACCGUCUCAUGAAGGAAGCAGUUUAUGCUCGCCAUUACCUAGCGGCGGCGCACUCCGAUUACUGUAACUCUCUUCGUCUUACCGGUUCUGCACUCUGCACCUUCGCCGCCGGUGAACCUCUCGCCGUCUCCGACGACAUCCCCGCCGUUUUCGUCAACAAGAAAACUCAGCAGCCACCACCACCACCUCCUCGUGAAACCACCGUAACAACCUCAAAACUUCCUAACAUUUCGGAAACUCGUCGCCGGAAACCUCCACCUAAGCUUCCACACAUUCUCUCCGAUUCAAGUGUUUGUUCAACGCCGAGAAGCGAGUUUCCGAACUGGUUCUUCCCAACCGCACAUCAAGCUCAAUCUACAGCUUCCGAAACCUCUUCCGUUUGGAAUUGGGAGAAUUUUCAUCCUCCUCCGUCUCCACCAAAUUCCGAAUACUUCCGGCAGCGAUGUCAUCCGCCGAAUCACAAAUCUGAAGCUCAUGGAUCCGAUUCAGAAUCAGACUCUUUCUAUAACAUGUUCCACUCGAAAAAUCAUAUUCAGAAACUUAAAAUCCAAACUAUAAACGGUUAUUCUCAAAAUCAGCAUCAACGGAACCGUUCCAAAGCCGAAGGUUUCGAGAGCGAGAGAUCCGAACCGGAACCAGAACCGGAACCAGAUCCAGAUCGAUCGGAAACGGAGCGAGAGGAGGUUCGAUGUAGUGAUUGGGAAGACUGUUACGGAUCAACGAGCUCUUCCGAUAAGGAGGAAGAAAUCGACGGUUUGAAAUCAUCGGCGAAACCAGAGUCGGUUACAGGCGGUGAUAUUCCGGCGAGAAAAGACGAGAAGAUCGGCGAGGUGAAAGAAGAAAAGGUAAUGAUGAAGCAUAAGGAUUUGAAAGAGAUUGUUGAGGCGAUUAGAGAGAAUUUUGAGAAAGCGGCGGUGGCCGGAGAUGAGUUAUCGGAGAUGCUACAGAUUAGUAGGGCUCAACUUGAUCGGAGUUUCAGUCAAUUGAAAAAAAUAGUGUAUCACUCGAGUAAUUUAUUGAGCAACGUGAGUUCGUGUUGGACUUCGAAACCGCCAUUGGCUGUUAAGUACCGGUUUGAUGCCGGUUCACUUGAAGGACCGGGCGGUCCCAAGAGCCUCAGCUCCACUUUAGACCGGCUUUUGGCUUGGGAAGACAAACUCUGCCAGGAAGUGAAGGCUAGAGAAUGUGUGAAGAUUGAGCAUGAAAAGAAAUUGUCAGCUAUGCAGAGUCAAGAAUGGAAGGGAGAUGAUGAAGCAAAGAUAAACAAAACCAAGGCAACCAUAACAAGGUUACAGUCACUAAUUAUUGUAACAUCACAAGCUGUGUCUACUACCUCAGCUGCCAUUGAUGGUCUUAGAGACUCUGAUCUUGUUCCUCAGCUUGUUCAACUUUGUCAUGGAAUCAUUUGCAUGUGGAGAUCAAUGCACCAGUACCAUGAAACACAAAGCAAAAUUGUACAGCAAGUUUGCGGCCUUGUGAACCGAUCAUCGAAAGGUCACUCAACAUCUGAAUCACACAAACAAGCAACUCGAGAUCUUGAAUCAGCUCUGUCAGCUUGGAACUCAAGUUUUAUCCGGAUCAUAAAAUUUCAAAGAGACUUUAUUCUGUCUCUACAUGGCUGGUUUAAGCUGAACCUUAUUCCAGUCAAUAAUGACAACAAAAACAACAACAAAAUUGAACAAUCUGAUGCAUUUCACUUUUGUGAUGAAUGGAAACUUGCCCUCGACCGUGUCCCAGACACAGUUGCUUCAGAAGCAAUCAAAAGCUUCAUCAAUGUUGUCCAUGUAAUAUCUGUUAAGCAAUGUGAAGAACUCAAGGUUAAAAAGAAAACUGACACUGCUUUCAAGGAACUUGAGAAAAAAUCUUCAUCUUUAAGUAACAUAGAAAAGAAGUUUUACAACUCAUAUUCAAUGGUUGGUAUCGGUAUAAUUCCAAACUCUGUGGAUGAUAUUGGACAAGGCUUGGAUGCAAGAGACCCUCUUGCUGAGAAAAAAUUGGAACUAGAAGCUUGUCAAAGACGAGUCGAAGAUGAAAAGAUGAAACAUUCAAAGGCUAUUGAGGUUACAAGAGCUAUGACACUUAACAAUCUACAGACAGGUUUGCCUGGAGUAUUUCAGGCAUUGACAAGUUUUUCUUCAUUAUUCAUUGAGGUUCUUGAAUCAGUAUGUGCUCGUUCAUAUGCCAUCAAGUAGGUAAUUUAUAAGGCAAAACUGCACGAAAUCCUUUAACUUAUGGUUAAAGGGUCUCUGAUGCAGGUUUGCCUAAUUUAUAAUUUAUUUAUUUUGCUUUGAAGGUGAGUUCAGAAUGAAGGCUGUUUUUUGUGACACUGCCUCUUACUCUUCUAAGUUUUAGCUGUUUGGUUUAUCUUGAAAUGUAAAUACCAAGAAUUUUUUUAUUCUAAUUUACCCUCUUGUGGGAAAGAAAGGUUGCACUUUUUGUAUAACAAAACUUAAAAGAAAAUUUCGGCCAGCUCUAUAGGAAAAUUUCUUGAAUUAUUGUAUCAGAGGAUUGGAAAUUUCAGUGUAGAAUAAAUCUAUUCGUUGAGGACUAUGCUAUGAUAUAAAUUGUUCAUGAAUUAAUGUUUUUGCUUCAUAGAAA
This is a messenger RNA of Trifolium pratense (red clover), 3580 nucleotides long. RefSeq names its product nitrate regulatory gene2 protein-like. Bases 922 to 3174 code for a protein of 750 amino acids. The record is from RefSeq and is a predicted model, not a curated record. NCBI's taxonomy places the organism in Eukaryota, Viridiplantae, Streptophyta, Magnoliopsida, Fabales, Fabaceae. The transcript has 4 exons.